AUGGAGACACUUCCGGGUGUCGCUACGGCGGCCGCGGGAGGACGAAAGACCUCAGGCCGCGCCCCUUCCACCACCACGCGUGUAGGGCCUUGCGGAGGGGCCGGCAGAGGCGCCCUGGCUGACCCCCGUCCUCCUCUCCUCUCUUCUAGCCUCUGGCAUUCCCCGGAGCUGCUCUCCGACAUCCAGGACGGCUACAGCGUCUCAGGGCACCUGCUGGUCUGCUUCUCCUCGGGCUACUUCAUCCAUGACAGCCUUGACAUCAUCUUCAACCAUCAGUCCCGCUCGUCUUGGGAGUACCUGGUGCACCACGCCAUGGCCAUCUCUGCCUUCGUCUCGCUCAUCAUCACGGGCCGCUUCCUGGUGGCGGCAAUGCUGCUGCUGCUGGUGGAGGUGAGCAACAUCUUCCUCACCGUCCGCAUGCUGCUGAAGAUGAGCAACGUGCCUUCCCCGGCGCUCUACGAGGCCAACAAGUACAUCAACCUGGUGAUGUACUUCGCCUUCCGCCUGGCGCCCCAGGCUUACCUCACCUGGUACUUCCUCCGCUACGUGGAGGUGCAGGGCCAGGGUGCCUUCCUCACCGCCAACCUCCUGCUGCUCGACGCCAUGAUCCUCAUGUACUUCUCCCGCCUCCUCCGCUCUGAUUUUUUCCCCUCCCUGCACAAGGGCUCUGUGAGGAGAGACGUGGAUGGUGAGAAGUUUCUGAUAGACUGAGACAUGUGUGCUGAGGAGGACCCGGGCUCCAGCUCCUGGAGGUCUUGGCCUCUCCAAACCUGCUCUGAUGUGCCUUAGGGCUCGCUCCCUGGCCCCGGGCCCUGCCUUCACCUGCUCUGCUGCCUAAAAGCGCUUCCCUGCUGGACCAGCCCGACAGCCUCACCCAGCCAUAGGGACGCUGCCGAAGCCAGGGGCACGGCUGAUGGAGAAGCAGCCCAAGCCGGCUUCUGUGCAGGCAGCUGGAGGGCCAGGGGUGGCUGCGUUUAGGAGCUGAUGGCCUGAGAGGGUUGCGAGGGAAGGGACGAGUCCCUCCCGUGGUGAUGUUGGGUGUUAUGUGCAUUAAAAUCGGUCUGUUUACUGCUGCCGCA
Messenger RNA from Haliaeetus leucocephalus (bald eagle), 1079 nucleotides. It is a transcript of the gene TLCD1, whose product is annotated as TLC domain containing 1. The record is from RefSeq and is a predicted model, not a curated record. The coding region runs from base 1 to 711 and encodes 236 amino acids. Gene Ontology annotation, biological process: membrane assembly; regulation of membrane lipid distribution; plasma membrane organization. The transcript is spliced from 4 exons. Lineage: Eukaryota; Metazoa; Chordata; Aves; Accipitriformes; Accipitridae. Gene Ontology annotation, cellular component: plasma membrane.